Molecule: messenger RNA, 3432 nt
Organism: Ostrea edulis (European flat oyster)
Lineage: Eukaryota; Metazoa; Mollusca; Bivalvia; Ostreida; Ostreidae
Exons: 11
Coding region: 141-2129 (662 amino acids)
Source: RefSeq, a predicted model, not a curated record
AUCUCGAUUGUUUUUAUCACAGAGAGGAUUAACAAACAUUGCGCAAACGUCAGUUUAGAUAUCAUUUGUUACGUUUAUUCAACAUAACUCCGUGGAGAAAUAACUGACAGUAAUGGCGGGAUGCUUUUCCUUGUAAUUGAAUGGUUAUGGAAAUAGUGGGCAGCUGCCCAACAAAUAUCCAGGCCUGGCAGCAAUCGGCCCAGAAAUGUGACAAUACCGACCAAUACCACUGUCUGUUCAACGAAUUUUCUCAGACGGUCAGCGGUUGUAUCGACCCAAUAUGGGUUGAAGGAGGGUAUUGCCCAUUGUACAAUUCCAAAGCACUCAAAUUGGACACAGAAAAAUGUCAAGAUGGCUGCCCAAAGGGAAAUUACAGAUCCUUUGAUGUAUAUAAAUAUUCGGGUUGCUAUUCAAACCAACAACCAAGUUCCAGUUCGACAGCUGCUGUGACCAAUGUAACUGAAGCUCCAGGUCCCCUACCACCAGGUGGUUCCUCAUUCAAUGUGGCUGCUGUGGUUGUACCCGUGUUGUUAGUUGUCAUCAUUGCCGCCGUGGUGUUUGCUGUUCUCAUUUACAGACGUUAUAAAGAUGAUCGUACGACCGACAUCAGCAGAAGAAAAAAGAAGGAUUCGAGGAUGCCCAGGAGAAUGCUCUCUUGUUUCCAUUCCGUAUCAAGGAAUGAAUGUAAUGUAGAAAACGCACCACUUAAUCAAGGGGCUGACGGGAAUAGCCGACAAACAGGUAAUGAUAAUUCUGCCAGGACCAAGAGAAAAAAGGACAAUUCGGGGAUACUCAGGAGAAUAUUAUCUUGUACCUGUAAUAUAGAGAACCCACAAGACAAGGAAGAGGUUGAUGUGAAUGCAAACCCAACAGAAAGUGAUCUUGAAGAAGCACACAAGAAGAAAUCGGAAUAUUUGAGUCGUGAAGAAUUUUUGCAGCAUGAGAGCAUCAAUAUUGAAAAUCUCGCUGAGGAUACUACUCUAGUCCUACGAUUGGCAAAAAGUCUGCUAAAAGAUCGCACACUAGCUCUAAUCGGUGAAUGGGGUAGUGGGAAAAGAACGUUGGCUGUACAGAUAGCCCUUCAAGUAGAAAAAAUAGAAAAGAAAACGUUCAAUUUUAAGGUUUUGCAAGAAUUUCAGGAUGAUACACGUAGUAAAAUCGAAGCUAUAGAAUCAACGAAUCCAACCAUCUUGUUUAUACCUGAUCUGUGCAGAUCCUGGCAUACUGAACAUCAUAUGACAGAUAUAAUAAACUGUGUGCGCUCUGGUCUUUCAUCCAAUACUUACAUCAUUGCUACAAUUCGAAAUGCUGUAUACCAAUCAUGUACAGAAUACAUCUGUUCUUCUAUUGAUGACGUAUUUACUCGAAGAAUGCUUAUCACGCCAAGUCACAUAACGUUAAGCAAAAUUCUUGACAAAUAUAAUGUUCAUUUUACAAAUCCUUCUCGAGAUGAUAUAUUAAAACUGAAAUCUGCCAUUGGUACACCUCUUAUAGUGACUUUGUGCGUGAAAAAUCCUGUUUACAAAAGUUGGAACUUUUUAAAUGAUCCGUUAUUAUUCAUCAUAUCUAAAUUGAAGGAAAUGAAAAGCUCCGUUGAUGUGAAUGACCGUCUGAAGUUUGGGAUACUGGUAGAUAUAGUGCAUCAGGGGGGAACUGUAGAAAAAAACACAUUGGAUAAUUGUUCCGACGCUAGUCGUUUUGCUUUCACAGGAAAGAAUCCAAAUAUGUUAACUAUAUAUAACAUACAAGACUGUAUCACAGAGUUGUUGGAUGGUUAUCUUGAAGAAACUGCUGACGGGAAAUCCUACAGAAUAGUGCAUGAAGUCAUCACGAGAUGCAUAUUUCUCGUUGCUACUGAAAUGGAUUUUCCUUCACUCAUUGGCAAAUGUGAUGAUUUUCUUUUGUUUGACUGUAUUCGACAUAAGUCUCUAAUGGAAAAGAUUCGUGCCAAGAAGAAAUUUAUCUUAGAUACUAGGGAAUUGAAGGUCGGAAUUCCUACAGAAUCAUAUCAGGAUCUUGCAAAAGCUUUGAGGCAACGGAAUGAUGAUAUGAUGAGUUUGUUAAGAAAGGUUAAUUGGUUUGAAGAAGAGCACUUUAAGAAAGUGUGGACCAGUGACGAAAGGGUUUAAGAUAUACGACAUACAUGUGUAAUGUACUAUAAUGCAGAAAUGAAUUGUAUAUUUUAUCAUUUGAUUAUGGCCAUCACAAAGAUGCGAUUUCUCCCAGUGUCAAACUGCAAUACAUAACGAAUCAUCAGAAAGAACUGAAACCAUGUCAUGUUUUGUGAUACGUUGUAAAUUAUAAAUGUGUUCUGCAUUAAUGAUACAUGUAAGUAUGUGAUGGAAGAACUAAUUUGUUAGCAUUUUAUAUCAAAACUUAUAUUUCGUAUGUGUGGCAUGUUUAUACAAUUGUUUAUUUUCUAAAAGAGCAGCUUUAGUUAAAUACUGGGAAAGUAAAAUACCUGAUUAUCUAGAUAUUGCAAAAUUUAUUAGAGCUGCAAUCUUCAUCUGUUAACCGUGUAUCAUUAUUAAACUUUUGGGGCAUAUAUUUUGUAUCGUCUAUCCGUUGGUCUGUCCAGGAGUAGCAAAACCUUUUUUAUGAUUAUUACCCUUAAAGCACAUAUAUACAUAGAGGUUAUGAGAUUGAUCGCUGUUCAUUUUAUUCACCUUUCAUGAUAUGUAAGUUAUGUAUUGGCGUACGUGUAAUAGGACUAUUGUAACAAAGACCGUGAAAUAACUUGGGGAAUUUUGUUAUCACAUUUUGUAAUUGCAUUAAGUAAAACACAUGUGUCUCUCGUUGAGCAAAAAAAAAAAAAAGACUACAAGCAUUCUUUGUGCAACUAUAUAGAAAUUCUGCGUAAUUUCUAAUAACAGUAUAAGAAUCAAAUGCAUAACUUAAAGAAAAAGAGAACUUGAAUGCAAUGCGUGCUAUAAAUUGGAAUAAAUGUAUGCAACUUAGUCAUUGAGUUAUGCAUAUGAUCACAAAACAGUUAAAAAUUACGAUUAUUGAAUAACAUCACCUUAUCGGCCUCGGAAAUUAGUUGUAAUAUUUUACUAUUCUGAUUACACAAUUAACCAUUGUUUGCAUGUUGCUUUACACAUCAUUUGAGAAUCUUUUUUGUGUAGAUACGCCAGCAGUUUUACGUUAAGUACCACAAAUUCUAACUUUCCCAGAAUGGGCCCCCAUACCGGUAACCAUGCAGUCAGAGAUAACUUUUUCGUCGCUAAAGUCGACAAACCUCUUCCAAUGAGAGUUGAAAGUUAUUACAUACAAUGAUUUGUGCACAUGUGUGGGAGAAAGUGAGAUUCAAUCAUGAUUCGAUGCUACCGCAAUCACCGGUCGCUAUGUUCAAAAUGUAACUUCCGUUUUAAAAAGCUUGUUCGCAUUAUCAAAUGGAACGAUAGAAAAUUGAAUAAAAUUCAUAAAAUGUAA